This is a messenger RNA of Galeopterus variegatus (Sunda flying lemur), 2274 nucleotides long. It is a transcript of the gene SLC68A1, whose product is annotated as transmembrane protein 180. The record is from RefSeq and is a predicted model, not a curated record. NCBI's taxonomy places the organism in Eukaryota, Metazoa, Chordata, Mammalia, Dermoptera, Cynocephalidae. The transcript is spliced from 6 exons.
AGAGGAGCGCUCAGAAAAGCACUUGAUUUGAACUGAAAUGACCUUAAGCUUUCGUGCAGGCACAAGGAUGGUGAGACUGCCCAUGGCCAUGAGCCCUCCUCCGUGCUCCUGGGGCUGAGGCUGGGGCUGGCAGCCAUGGGGCUGGGUCGGGCCCAGGCCUGGCUGUUGGAUCUGCCCAUGGCCGUGGUCUAUGGCUCCCUGGCCCUCUUCACCUCCAUCCUGCACAAUGUGUUCCUGCUCUACUAUGUGGACACCUUUGUCUCAGUGUACAAGAUCAACAAAACGGCCUUCUGGGUUGGAGAGACGGUGUUUCUCCUCUGGAACAGCCUCAAUGACCCCCUCUUCGGCUGGAUCAGUGACCGGCAGUUCCUCAGCUCCCAGCCCUGCUCAGGCACCGGACUGUCUUCGAGGGCUGUGGUGCUAGCACGGGUACGGGCACUGGGAUGGCAUGGGCCGCUGCUGGCGCUGUCCUUCCUGGCAUUUUGGGUUCCCUGGGCCCCAGCUGGUCUGCAGUUCUUGCUGUGCCUGUGCCUCUACGAUGGCUUCCUGACACUCGUGGACCUGCACCAUCAUGCCUUGCUGGCCGACCUGGCUCUCUCGUCCCAUGACCGCACCCACCUCAACUUCCACUGCUCCCUCUUCAGUGCCGCUGGCUCCCUCUCUGUCUUUGCCUCCUAUGCCUUUUGGAACAAGGAAGACUUCUCCUCCUUCCGUGCCUUCUGCGUGGCACUGGCUGCCGGAUCUGGGCUGGGCUUUCUGGGGGCCACGCAACUGCUGAGGCGGCAGGUUGAGGCGGCCAGGGGGGACCCAGGGUGCUCAGCCCUGGCCGUGGAUGGAGGCCUGUGUGGAAAGGAGCUGCUUGUGGGCAGCGAGGAAGCGGGCAGCAUCACCUUGGGCCAAUACCUCCAGCAGCUGGCACGCCACCGGAACUUUCUGUGGUUCGUGGGCAUGGACCUGGUGCAGGUAUGGAGAGCAGUCAGUCCCCCCGCACACCACCAUGGCUGGGCUAUUCUUUGCUCAAGGAGACAGGUUUCUCAAGAGCUGGGAACUCAGCUCUGGGCCACGCGUGAGGACUGCUAGGUGAUUCGAUGUCAGGAACGUAGGUUGGGUCGUUAGGAGACCUGGAUUCUAGCGCCGUCUGAACUCUUCACCCCCCCAUGUGACCUUAGGCAGGACUCAGCCUCUCUGGGCAGCCCUGUCCUCACCUAUAAAGUGAGGACAUGCAAGAGAGAUGGUACUGAGGGCACCUGUAAGCUACUGACCUUGGUGAUCACUGACCUGGUUGACGAGGACCUGGUGCUCAACCAUCGCAAGCAGGCGGCCUCGGCGCUCCUCUUUGGCAUGGUUGCCCUGGUGACCAAACCAGGCCAGACCUUUGCCCCGCUGCUGGGCACCUGGCUGCUCUGCUUCUACACAGGUCAUGACCUCUUCCAGCACCCACCAAUGAUCCCUGUGGGGAGUGCCCGGCCCUGGCCCGAGCCCCCAGCCCCGGCCCCAGCACAGGCCCCAGCACUCCGCCAGGGCUGCUUCUACCUGCUGGUGCUGGUGCCCAUCACCUGUGCUCUGCUGCAGCUCUUUACCUGGUCCCAGUUCACGUUGCAUGGGAGACGCCUGAACAUGGUCAAGGCCCAGCGCCAGAACUUGUCACAGGCUCAAAGCCUGAACGUUAAGAUGGUGUGAGAGGGCAGCUAGGCCACCCUGCUGAAGAUACUGCCCACAGCCAGGGCAGGGGCCACUUUUGCCUGCUGUUAUCCUGCUCUUCCACCUUCCUCAGAUGCAGUCUGGAGGACAGGUGGCAGGAUUGGGGGUAAGCUCCUGGGGCUGAGCCAGGACUGUCACUGAGGUCUGAGUCCCUGCUUAGCUGUCUGGCCCAGCUUGGGCCAGGGCUGUCAUAUGUGCUCAGGGACCUGCUUCCCUUGUGGGGCAGGAGGGAAGAAGAGGACCAAGAAGGGAUGGAGCCUCCUUGCAGUACACAUAGGGUUGCUGUGGGGCAUGGAGGCCUGUCCCACUGCCUGGCUAGGGCUGGCCACUCUGGUGGGCUCAGAAACCACUUCUGAUACUGCAACUUCUCCCUUUUGCUCAGUCAGGAGAAGCUGACUGGAAGUCCCACCUGUCCCCUCCUUCUGCCUUCUAGUGGUUUCUCUAAGAGGGUUUUGCUUCAGCUGUGCUUGAAGUGGCAUGCCCCCUCUGCUGCAGGGCUCCCCCUGCCCAACCCACCAGGCCUCUAAAGCGAUUCAUUUUGUAGACUGAUUAAAGUCAGUCAUUCGUAUUCCU